GCGCUUUACGUGAAGUCGUGAUGCCAGUCUCGCGUGAUGAGACUUGCGGCGUCCUGAUUUUCUGAAAGACAGGAGGCGGAAGCUUGGCCUUAAUAUCUUUGUGGAAGGUGGAAGUUAUGAUCCAGGGCUGUUGGACAUGUGCAUUUACGUGGAUUAGAGGGUUACUUCCCCCGCCAGCCUGCAGUUUACUGAAAGCAGGGGGCUUGGUAAUCAAAGGAGUCUGAAAUAACACUGAAAAGUGCACAGAGAUGUCAGGGCCUGGAAGCAAGCGCGUGGCGGGGGAUGUAGGUUCUUUAGGACCCCCUGAAAAGAAGGCUGCAGUGGAAGAUUCUGGAACCACCGUAGAGACGAUUAAACUAGGAAGCGUCUCUUCAACGGAGGAGCAGGAUUUGCGGACCCUUCAACUGAAAAAUAAGAAGUUGGCUGGAAUGUUAGACCAGAGACAGGCCAUAGAAGAUGAACUGCGAGAUCGUAUUGAGACUUUAGAAAGACGGCAAGCAACAGAUGAUGCUUCUCUCCUCAUCGUAAACCGAUAUUGGAGUCAGUUUGAUGAAAAUAUUGGCAUUCUCUUGGGUCGUUAUGACUUGGAUCAAGACUUGGGGGAGUUUCUGACAGAACGCAAAGCAUUGGUUCUUCCAGAGCCAGAGCCAGACUCUGACAGUAAUCCAGAACGCAAGGAAAAUGAAAGGGGUGAAGGACUCUGGGAAGCUCCUCUUUCUUUUUUGGCCACUUUGGCCAGCAGCAGCAGUGAAGAAAUUGAAUCGCAGCUACAAGAACGUGUAGAAUCUUCACGCCGUGCAGUCUCUCGUAUUGUUCUUGUGUAUGACCGACUGCAUGACCAGCUGGACCAUCUUUCUAAGAAACUGAACAGCACUGAUCCAUCUCAGAUGGAAGAGGCCAUCAGGGAUUUAAACUCCAUGCUCUCAAAUGAGAAUGUUCGGCUGCAGGAGAUUAGUAACUUGUUGCAAGAGAAACAGCAGAAUAUGUCCCAAGAGUUUCUUCAGAUGCAGUCACGAUUAGAGAGUGCUGAAUCUCGAGUUUUAGUUCUAGAUGGUCACAUUGAAGAUCUGCAGUGGGAUAUUGAUAAGAUUCGGAAAAGGGAACAGCGUUUAAACAGACAUUUAUCUGAAGUUCUUGAGAGGGUAAACUCAAAAGGCUAUAAAGUUUAUGGAGCAGGAAGCAGUCUCUAUGGGGGAACAAUCACUAUAAACUCACGCAAGUUUGAAGAAAUGACCUCUGAAGUUGAUUUAAAUAAAGAGCUGGCUGUAAAUAGACUGCAAGAGCUUGAAAAACUGAGGCAGGAUUUACAAGAAGUCACUUCAGAAAACCAGGAACUACAGGCUGAGUUAGCCAGUGCAGUUGAAGAGAAUGUGCGGUUGUCUCCGGAGUAUCGUUGCAUGCAGUCUCAAUUCUCUGUAUUGUACAAUGAGUCAUUACAGCUAAAGACUCAGCUUGAUGAGGCUCGUUCUCUUCUACAUGGAACACGGUCCAAUCAUCAGCGCCAGCUAGAGCUUAUUGAGCGUGAUGAAAUAUCCCUCCAGAAAAAAGUACGCACUGAAGUUAUCCAGUUGGAGGACACCCUUGCUCAGGUGCGCAAAGAAUAUGAAAUGCUGAGGAUAGAAUUUGAGCAGACCCUGGCAGCGAAUGAGCAAGCAGGGCCAAUUAACCGAGAAAUGAGACAUUUAAUCAGUAGUCUGCAGAAUCAUAAUCAUCAACUUAAAGGAGAGGUGUUACGGUAUAAGAGACGUCUGAGAGAGAUCCAAGGGGAUAUAAGCAAAAUGCGUUCUCGCAGUAGCAGUAGUCUUUUCCUUCUGCCAUCGCAGUCCAGCACUGAGGAGACUCGUGAAGAGACAGCUGAAAUCAAGACUGAACCUGAAGAUACAUUCGCAAAUGCUCCUGCUCCUCCUCAGCCAGAGAUUGUUCCAAAGAGGGAGGAGGAGGAGGUACAGCCACCACUGCAACAACCACAACGGGAUAGAAGAGAGAGGGAAAGGGAACGUGAAAGAGACCGUGGAAGAGAAAAAGAGAGAGGUGAUUCUUCAAAGGAGAAACCAAAGCAUGAGGCAGACACCAAGCGCAAGGACGCAGAUACAGUCAAACAGAUGAAGGCAGACCUAAAGCGAGUACAGGAGUCUCUGCGAGACAUGAAACUUCUGUUGGAUAUGUAUAGAUCAGCACCAAAGGAACAAAGAGACAAAGUACAGCUGAUGGCAGCUGAGAGAAAAAGUAAAGCGGAGCUGGAGGAGCUUCGUCUUCGUCUAAGAGAGCUGGAAGAAAGGGAACGCAGAGACAGCAAGAAAAUGGCAGAUGAAGAUGCCUUACGUAGAAUGAGAGCAGCUGAGGAACAGACGGAGGUUCUUCAAAAACGACUAUCAGUGGCUAAGCAGGAGGAAGAGGCCUUGCUUUCAGAAAUGGAUGUCACAGGUCAGGCAUUUGAAGACAUGCAGGAGCAAAAUAUCCGUCUUAUGCAGCAACUGAGAGAGAAGGAUGAUGCAAACUUUAAACUUAUGUCUGAGAGAAUCAAAUCAAACCAGAUCCAUAAGCUGCUCAAGGAAGAAAAGGAGGAGCUGGCAGACCAACUACUUACACUGCGCACACAGGUGGAUGCCCAGCUUCAGGUUUUAAGGAAGCUGGAAGAGAAGGAACAUUUACUUCAGACUAGUAUCAACACGGGAGAGAAAGAACUUACUCUCAGAACCCAGGCCCUGGAUCUGUGCAAGCGUAAGGCUACAGAGUCCUCUCAGCAAGCGGAAGAACUGAGAUCUCAGCUGGAGCUGUCUCAAAAGAAGCUGCAAGAUCUGCGAGGGGAAAUAAUUGAGAAUACUGCAAGUCGAGAGAAGGAUGCAUUUAAUUACAAAAGAGCUCAGGAAGAUAUCUCUCGCCUUCGAAAGAAAUUAGAAUCUACAAAGAAACCUGAUCUGGUGCCAACUUGUGAUAAGAUUUUGAUGGAGGAAAUCAAAGAAUACAAGGCCAGACUUACAUGCCCGUGCUGCAACUCUCGUAAGAUGGAUGCCGUUCUGACAAAAUGUUUUCAUGUGUUCUGCUUCGAGUGUGUUAAGACUCGCUAUGACACAAGGCAGCGAAAAUGUCCCAAGUGCAAUGCAGCUUUUGGAGCAAAUGACUUCCAUCGGAUCUACAUUGGGUGAACUAGUCCAGCUUGUGAAAUCAGAAACUGCCCCUCAUACACCUGUAAUGCUACUAUGUUAACUAUGUUUGUAUACAUUUUGCUCAGAAAAUAUAUAGCUGUUCUCAUAGAAGGUGUUGGUAUGCAAUAUUGUGCCAACAUUGCAAUAGUUUGUUGUUCUAAUGAAGCCCUAUUCUGAAGUCUAACAAGAUGUACUUGCUAUUUGUACCUUCAAAAAGGCAACUGCAUAUUUCAUUCCAUGUAUAGUCUAAUCUUAAAAUAGUAAUUGUUUUUACAUCAUCCAUCUGGCAGCAUGACCUGUAAUGAGCCUUAUAUCUUUACACAUCUGGUAAAUGGUGUUGAAAUAAACAGAUUGACAAGAA
Messenger RNA from Xenopus laevis (African clawed frog), 3507 nucleotides. It is a transcript of the gene rnf20.L, whose product is annotated as ring finger protein 20 L homeolog. The transcript has 20 exons. The record is from RefSeq and is marked validated. Gene Ontology annotation, molecular function: ubiquitin protein ligase activity; ubiquitin-protein transferase activity; metal ion binding. NCBI's taxonomy places the organism in Eukaryota, Metazoa, Chordata, Amphibia, Anura, Pipidae. Gene Ontology annotation, cellular component: HULC complex; nucleus. Gene Ontology annotation, biological process: protein ubiquitination. Bases 249 to 3146 code for a protein of 965 amino acids.